Exaiptasia diaphana is the source of this 1668-nucleotide messenger RNA. Its product is annotated as transcription factor AP-4. Gene Ontology annotation, biological process: regulation of transcription by RNA polymerase II. Lineage: Eukaryota; Metazoa; Cnidaria; Anthozoa; Actiniaria; Aiptasiidae. The transcript has 3 exons. Gene Ontology annotation, molecular function: RNA polymerase II cis-regulatory region sequence-specific DNA binding; DNA-binding transcription factor activity, RNA polymerase II-specific; protein dimerization activity. The record is from RefSeq and is a predicted model, not a curated record. The coding region runs from base 169 to 966 and encodes 265 amino acids. Gene Ontology annotation, cellular component: nucleus.
ACAGCUGGUUCCCGCCGUUUCUGGGCCGAUGUGAGCUCUGCAGAUUUCACUUCAAAUUUUGCAGUAAAAAAGUGGCAAAUCUCGACGAACACUGAUUCAAAUACAUAAGAAGAGACUUAGGAUUAUAGCCAAAAGGGCUGAUUGAAGUUAUUUCGAUCGUGCAACGAGAUGACAGAAGAAUGUCGAAGCAAACUCGAUUCUCUCGAUGAGAGCUUUCUGGAUGAUACGGCCAGUGAUGUCGACUGUAGCUCAAGUCCUGAGUCAGAUCGCGAUCGUGAAAGGAGACUUAGGCGGGAAAUAGCAAACUCAAACGAGCGACGAAGGAUGCAAAGUAUAAAUUCAGGAUUUCAAGCCCUCAGAACGUUAAUUCCUAAUGCAGACGGCGAGAAACUUAGCAAGGCAGCCAUUCUGCAACAGACUGCUGAGUAUAUAUUCUCUCUCGAACAAGACAAAACAAAACUCUUGCAGCAGAAUACAACUCUUAAAAGAAUACUAAGUCAUUGUGGGCAAAAUGAAGCGAUAAAAGCCGAUGAAAAUGAAAUUCCGUGUAAGAGGCAUCGAACUGAGAAUGAUGGUCAUGCUAAAGCACGUGGCUCUAACCAGACUGAUCCAAAGGACAAGGAUGAGAACGACAAUAAUAUUUCACAAGAUGAUCUUAUGGAGGAUUUGCAGAAAGAACUAAUCGAUCUACGCUGCCAGCUCGAAAAGGAACGGCGAUUGAGAAUAUCUUUAGAGGGACAGAAACAAAAAUUAGAGUCUGAAUUCAACGAGCUGAAAGCGAAGUGUCAGGGUAAAUAUACGGCUAAUAAGGCGCUUGCCACGACUAGACAGAAUUUAGAUACAAUCGUACAAGCGAUAAAACAUCUUGAAGGAGAUUGCCCCGACAGUGAAGAAACUCCAAUUAAAUUCAAAGCUGAUGUUUUGUCCAAGAAUACAGACUUAACUUCGAGGCGUUUGAUUGUCUGAGUGUAACUCAGCUGAUGAUGCAUCGACAUGAUCGAUCAUGAGGAACUAAUGGCAAUUAUUCAAGGCAAUUGCACGUAUUUUUAUAAAUAUAAAAUAGUAGUUAUAGCUUUUGUAAAACAACAUAUAGCCAUUUUCUAGUGAGCAGUAGUAUUUAUGAUUUACAAAAGACAGAAUUUUAGUAAUGUUUAUUGCGAAAUAGGUUACUUGCGGAAUGUCAGAUUACUCCUCAAUUGUUGUGACAGAUUUUGUACUCAUUCACUAAACUAUUUAUUGCAUUUUUAAAUUUCUAUCUAUUAAAAGGAUUAUGCCUUAAGUACAACCAUGUAACUACAGUUUUAUAUAGCAGGCUAUAUUAAACAAGAAAACUGUACAUUUUUGCAAGCGAUUUUCGUUCGUCAAGUUGAAAUGUGUCAACAGCUGACGAUAACAAUAGAAGCACCAGCUGACUUAUAUUAUGUUCAAUAUUUGACAUUGUUACUGCUAAAAAGUCUGAUGUAAAUAGGUGGAUUUGUGAGAUCAAUGUUUUGUACUAUAGGUAUUGAGAUAUGUGAAAUUCUACAUGAUACACAAUGCAAGCAGUACUCGCUCGCGUGAUUCGUCAUCUCAUCAAUAGGGGGAUGUCGUGAGUGCGUGCAUUUUAUAUGUAUAAUGAUUCCCACAGUUCAAGCAACUGAUAACCAAUAAAAAAAUCGAGACACUUCA